Messenger RNA from Aspergillus melleus, 1014 nucleotides. It is a transcript of the gene mtg1, whose product is annotated as putative GTPase MTG1. The transcript is spliced from 2 exons. NCBI's taxonomy places the organism in Eukaryota, Fungi, Ascomycota, Eurotiomycetes, Eurotiales, Aspergillaceae. Gene Ontology annotation, cellular component: mitochondrion. The record is from RefSeq and is a predicted model, not a curated record. Bases 1 to 1014 code for a protein of 337 amino acids. Gene Ontology annotation, molecular function: GTPase activity; GTP binding.
AUGACGGCCAAAUUCAUCCCGCGCCAGGUCUUCCCUAGCUAUGCGUCCAUUCCAAGGUCGUACUACUUGGGCCACCACAGGGCUGGCCUGAAGAAGAUGCAAAACAUGCUGUCAUCUAUUGACUAUGUUAUUGAAUGCCGUGAUUACAGAGUCCCCGUCACGUCUAUCAACCCAAUGUUCGAAGAGGCGCUAGGGAAAACUAGACGGUUGAUUGUCUAUACCAAGCGGGACUUGGGCGCGAAGCCCGGGUCAAGUGCGCAGCAAUCUGUGGAGAAAACUGUUCGAGGCUUCGAUAAACCUAGCGCCACAUUCUUCGUUAGCUCGUCUCGUCCAGAUGCGAAUUCCAUCCUGAAACAUUUGCGACGAGAUGCGGAGGGGCCAGACCGACUCGUCGGUUGUCGUGUGAUGGUUGUCGGUAUGCCCAAUGUUGGCAAAUCGACUUUGAUCAAUAACUUGCGAAGAAAAGGCGUCGGCAAAGCCAAAGCUGUACAAACGGGCGGUCAGCCAGGUAUAACGCGGAAGAUCGGUACGCCAGUGAAGAUUAUAGAGAGAGAAAACGGCUCCCACGUCUACGUGCUGGACACGCCGGGUGUAUUCAUGCCCUACGUGCCGGAUGCAGAGAAUAUGCUGAAACUGGCGCUCUGUGGCUGCGUCAAGGAUUCUGUCAUUUCACCGGUCACUCUCACCGACUACCUGUUAUAUCAUAUAAAUCUGCACGAUCCUGGCGUAUACCGACGUUGGUCCGCGCCAACGAAUGAGAUCAUGCCCCUUCUUGAGAGCUUUGCUCAAAACAAGGGUCUUCUUGCCAAAGGUGGCAUCCCCAAUGUUGACCUUGCGGCGCAGCACUUUAUCCAGAAAUGGCGUGCGGGCGAGCUGGGGCUGUUCCUCCUCGACGAUUUAAAAGCUGAAAAGCGAAGUCGUCUGGAAGGAAACGAAAAAGAAGUGGGUCGCAGUAUCUCCUCGAUCUUAAGAGCCGAGAGGACGGCGAAGAAACAGGAUAGUUCGAAGCUGUAA